Spirodela intermedia is the source of this 1157-nucleotide messenger RNA. The record is from the annotation of a GenBank genome assembly. NCBI's taxonomy places the organism in Eukaryota, Viridiplantae, Streptophyta, Magnoliopsida, Alismatales, Araceae.
AUGAAUCAGACAAUUUAGCGAUCAUAAAAGUUGAUGGAGAAACUGAAGAUAUGGAGGAAGGGAACUUACUGCCAGAGUGGCUAUACUUGACUAUUUUCUGGUGGAAUUAAAUAGUUGCUCAAAGAAGAUAAAGCUCAGACAAAUUGAAAUACACACGGAAAAAAAUACUGAAAAGGUGAAAUCAACGGAAGUAUACGUUGAGAAAAAAAGAUUGAAAGACUAUGAAGGAAAUGCGAGACUAGUUCUCAUGUGGUGAUAUGGAAAAUGAAAGGAAAAAAAUCAAGAUAGAAAUUUUGUCGUGAUUUUUCUCUCUGAGCAAUAAUUGCCCCAUCUCCCAUCAGGGUCGCUAUUUUGACAAUGCCUUUCUUCACAUUUUGAACUCCAAGUCAUUCGAUCAAAGCGAAAAAACUGGCAGAGAGAUACUAUCAGCAGACUUGAAGGUUUGAGUCCGUUGCACUAGUGCUGUGAGAUACAAACCUUAAGGGACUAUCCCAUACCAAGGACCCAAAACAUUAAUUUAGAUGAUGAUAAUUUAAAGUAGCAUUUUUCAAUGGCAUUAUAAAGUUGCAUUUGCUAACAUGAGAUGAAAAUUCUACACAUGUCUACGUUUCUAAAACAAAUAUCUUCAUUAAUGCAUACUAGACCUUGGCAUGGAGGAAACUUCAAGUGUGGCCUAUUUUGACAUCUAUAGACUUGCAUGUGUAAAGCGUCUUCAAUAAGUGCAACCGAAACAAGAAUUUGUGACAGAUUUUCAAGAAAGUAGCAUCCCUUCUGCAGAAAAUUUAAAAUUCUGGUGAAUAGAGAAACCUGAUCUAUUGUAUGGCAAUUUCCGAAUUGGCUCACCAUCUCCAAUGUCAACAUCAAAAACUGCAACACAAUGGAAAGUUUGACAAAAAAUUAGCAGACAAAAGGGAUUAAAUGAAUACCAUAAAACUGAAACAAAAGCCCCCUACCAUAAUCAUACGCAACACCGUCAUGCAUUGCACGAUUGGUAUUUCCCUCAGGCCCAUCAACAACUUCCCCAAUCUUAAAUAAGGAGAAUAACGACGAGGAUAAGUAUUGUAACCUUUAAAUCAGAGCAGGACAUAAAUGAACGCUAUUGUCUAAUUAAAAAAAGUUCGUACUUUAUCCCACUUGGUUUCUAUGGAGUUCCAUGA